AUGACUUCAUUUGCUUCCUUCGAAACUACCAUCGGUCGCACUGGUAACUCUAUGGAAAUGCAGUUGUCGCCUUGCGCAGAAGAAGAUCGUCAAGAGACAUCAUCUCAGCCGUCUCCCGUUUCCGCUGAAACGCCGGUUUCCCUAAAGUACAAUGAGAUCCGACUUCGAUAUCGGCUUUCACUACCUACUCUAAGAUCGCUUUUUACGAUUGAGAAAGCGCCUGACAGACGAAAAGUUCUCGAGACGGCAUGUCUUGCAGCAGAGUUCCGCUGUUUCCCCAUCAGGCCAGAAGAGAAGAAUCUGCUGAGAGAAAUCAACGAUCACACGGGAAUCCCUUAUCCCAUCAUCGGAAAUGCCACUGAGCCGUGGCAAAAAGUAUCGUUGCUCGUUCAGAUCGAUCUGUCGCGAAACGGAUGGCCGAACAAGAUAUCCGCCAAUGCCCGUAAAGAGCUACUGAGAGAAAGCGGCCGAAUCUACAUUGUAUUAGACAGCGUGUUGAGAUGUUUAGCAGACAUCCUUGGAGAGAGAGAAGACGGUCGAGGAGUGACUGUUACUCUUGACGUCCUGAGGAGCGUCAAGGCAAAAGUUUGGGAAGGGACCGAUAUGGAGUUGCUACAAGUAGACGGAAUCGGUGCAGCAAAGAUGAAACGACUUGUCGAUGCAGGUGUCAAGUCUAUCAAGCAUCUCGCUGGAUUGGAGUUUUAUCAUAUUGAACGAUUGCUCAGUAGGAACCCACCCUUUGGGCAUCAGAUGAUCCACCAACUAUCGGGAUUCCCACUGCUGUAUUUGCAUCUUGAUGCAGUUACGACGCGCACCCUACCACAAGACGAUCGUCAAAAUACCACCACAUCGGUACAUCACCCUGCUUGCGUGGUCAGAGUCGUCUUGGGAUUCGCUAAUGAAAUUGUGCCAACGUGGCGUAAACGGUGUCCUUGGACGACUUUGGUGAUUGAAGGAGACGAUGGGCGGCUGUUGUGGUUUUGGAGGGGAAGUGUAAAAAGAAUUGAGAAUAGCAAGAUCAUGUUUGCUCGUCUAGAUGUCAAAAAGGGGGAGACCAUCAAGGCAACUUUUGCCUGUGAAGGAAUCAUAGGAACACUCGUACGAUUGACAAUGACUGUCUAG
Trichoderma gamsii is the source of this 1122-nucleotide messenger RNA. RefSeq lists its product as hypothetical. NCBI's taxonomy places the organism in Eukaryota, Fungi, Ascomycota, Sordariomycetes, Hypocreales, Hypocreaceae. Bases 1 to 1122 code for a protein of 373 amino acids. The record is from RefSeq and is a predicted model, not a curated record. The transcript has a single exon.